AUGUCUAACUAUCUCAAAAUUGCCCAAAAGCAUAAAAGAAGCCGGGCAGUUUUCAUGGAAGAACAAACCCUAACUUCGGGCAGCCCCAUGUUUGACUCCGGUCAAGGUCAAACCCCAGAUGAUGAAUUAUUUUUCCCCGAAACAAUGUUUUCAGCAAACUCAGUUCCCGAUAGUGCUUUACCUCUUUCAAAUCAAUUAGAAAAUGUUCACAUGGGAAAGUGUAAUGGAGUUUUGGACAAUUUACCCUUGCCCCUGAUAAUGACGAAAAGCCCCAUUAUGUUGGAGAGACUUGGUAUAAGGCCAGAGUACCUUAACAUGGAGCAACAAGGGGGUCUUGAUAGGGGUAAAAAUGGAACAUUUGGGAUGAAAAAUGGUUUGAGUUCUCAACAAGCUUCGGAAAUGUCUCGACAAAUGGUGUCCCGGUUGUUGAUUGAUGUUGGUUUUGAAUCGGCUUCUGGUGGAUCAUUGGAUAUAUUAGCUCAAUUAGUUGGGUGUCAUAUUUGUAAAUUAGGUCGAAUCUUGAAAGUCCUUUCUGAUAGUUACAGAAAAGAUUGUUCGGCUAUUGGUCUACUUAAGAUGUUCCUCCAAACAAUUGGACAUGGUAACCUUGCGGCUUUUACCGAGGUUGUUAAAGAUAGUUCCAAGAACAACAUUCAACAAACACAAAUGCAAGUUCAAGCAAUGCAGACACAAAUGCAAUUACAAAGUCAAACUAGAGUUGGUCAACCCCAUCAAUUUGCAAGACAAAUGCAAAACCAAAUGGUUCAUCCUCUACAACAACAGCAACAGUGGGACCGCAUGCGAAGGCGUCAACCUGCAACUCCAAAUCCUCGUGGUGUUGGUGUGAUGAAUAUGAAUUUGGAUAAUGAAAGUCAAAGGUCAAUGGUGGAAGUCAAACUUGAAAAUCCAUCUGAUUUCCAAAUGGAUAACAACAACAACAACAAUAAUGGUGGAUUUGCAACCAUGAAUUAUCGAAACCCUCAAAUGCAAUUUCGACAGCAGCAGUUUGCUGCCAUGUCAGCGUAUCAAGCUCAAAACAAUCAGUUUCGACCAAUGGCGUCUGUCCAAAUCCCCCAACUCCACCCACAAGCUCACUCUCCGAAUAUGGGAAUGAUGGUUAGAGCUCCACCUGUGAAGGUUGAAGCAUUUCAAGAAUUGAUGGGUGGAGAUUCUUCAAUGAAACAUGAUUCAGAUGAAAGUAAACUCACUUCCCCAAACUAAUUGACUUUUCAGAAUUAAAAAAAAAUGUUUUUUUAAUUAUAACUAAAUCAUGUUGUUAAAAUUGUAUAAAGGGUCAUUAAUUGUAUUUCUAAACUUUUAGUUGACUUUCAAUGUGAAUAGUGCUAAUUUGGUAGUGUAUGUGGUUACAAGCU
Messenger RNA from Lactuca virosa, 1373 nucleotides. NCBI's taxonomy places the organism in Eukaryota, Viridiplantae, Streptophyta, Magnoliopsida, Asterales, Asteraceae. The record is from the annotation of a GenBank genome assembly.